Messenger RNA from Exophiala dermatitidis NIH/UT8656, 2339 nucleotides. Its product is annotated as fructose-1,6-bisphosphatase. Gene Ontology annotation, biological process: sucrose biosynthetic process; fructose 1,6-bisphosphate metabolic process; fructose 6-phosphate metabolic process. The transcript has 4 exons. Gene Ontology annotation, molecular function: fructose 1,6-bisphosphate 1-phosphatase activity. Lineage: Eukaryota; Fungi; Ascomycota; Eurotiomycetes; Chaetothyriales; Herpotrichiellaceae. Gene Ontology annotation, cellular component: cytosol; cytoplasm. Bases 747 to 1805 code for a protein of 352 amino acids. The record is from RefSeq and is a predicted model, not a curated record.
UGUGCAUCGGGCGGAGUCCUCGAUGGAAGCAAAUCGAGGCAGCCGGAAAAUGUCGGGCGCGGGCAACUUGGGCGGAAACACUUGCAGUGCGGGCAAGUUCGUCGACUGCCCCUCCAUCCACCUGCGCUUGGUCCCUCGUCGCGUACAUCUGCCAAUGCUGCGGUAUAGCCUCAUGAUGGUAUGCGGAGUACAUCCGCUAACCACUUGCUUCCAGUGCAAUCUUCUUCAUUUCCCGAAGCCUGGCCAGAUGGUCGAUCCCAUGAUCCUCCCCGGUCUUCACUUUUCUCUGCCAUUCAGCGUCCCGAAACGGGCGGAGUCGGAUUGUUUGAUACGUUCAUGCUUGAACGCAUAUAGCUGCCUCAAUCAACAUCCUUCCCACUUUUUCUGACAACUUUGUCGUAUCUCAUUAUAUGUAAAGGGUGUCUCCUCUCUCGUGACGAGCUCGUGAAGAAUCACUUCCUGUGUACACAGUACAGUCCCUGGACAUUCAAAUAUCUGGCUGAACUCCAAGUUGUGUCCCUGUGGCUGCAAUCACUGAGAUCCCACCAGUGACGUCUGUUCUCCAUUCUCCCGAGGCCGAGCGUUCGAUUAUCCAUCGCGUGCCGAAUUCUCCCCGCUAAGGAUAUCCUCGCAGUUUCUGUCGAUUCUACUAGUUGGACUAUUAUUCUUUGUGACAUCUUCUGAAGAACCCUGAAUCGUUACACGGAGAAUAAUACCACACAAGCAAAAGACAAAGUACAUACACCAUGGCUUCCAACGGAGACUCCAACGGCCACCCUCCUACCGGCACGGGCCAGGAGAAAAUCAACACCGACAUCAUCACUCUGACCAGAUUCCUGACGGAAGAACAAACAAAACACAAGGAAGCCACCGGUGAUUUCACAUUGCUAUGCCACGCUCUCCAAUUCUCCUUCAAGUCCAUUGCCUACUACAUCCGACGGGCGACGCUGAUCAACCUGACUGGUCUGGCGGGCUCAUCAAACACGACGGGAGAUGACCAGAAGAAGCUGGAUGUGAUUGGAAAUGAUCUUUUUGUUGCUGCCAUGAAAGGAUCGGGCCGAUGCAGAGCUCUGGUCUCGGAGGAGGUCGAGGACAUCAUUUACUUUGACGAACACCCUAAUGCCCGCUACGUCGUGGCUUGCGACCCCAUUGACGGCUCCAGCAAUCUGGACGCAGGCGUCAGUGUCGGUACGAUUUUCGGUAUCAUGAAGCUGCCCGAUAGUGUGGUUGGGUCCAAACCCAAGCCAGAGGACCUGUUGAUGCCUGGAACUGAACUGAUUGCUGCUGGGUUCACCAUGUAUGGUGCUUCGACGCAAUUAGUGAUUACCAUGAAAGGAGGCACCGUCAACGGCUUCACUAUGGACAACGCAUUGGGCGAAUUCAUCCUCACCCACCCCAACAUGCGCAUCCCCAAGAAACGAGCGAUCUACAGCGUCAACGAAGGCAAUUCCAUGUACUGGUCCGACAAGACCAAGGCGUACUUUGAAUCCCUCAAGUACCCCAAGGAAGGAGGCAAACCUUAUUCCGCACGGUACAUUGGUUCCAUGGUUGCCGACGCCUACCGCACGCUUCUGUACGGUGGCAUCUUUGCCUAUCCAGCCGACAAGAAGUCGCCAAAGGGCAAACUCCGGAUUUUGUACGAAUGCGCCCCCAUGGCCAUGGUCAUGGAGAACGCCGGCGGUAAGGCUGUCGACAGCAACAUGAACAGAAUGCUUGAGGUCCAGCCUAAGAAUAUCCAUGAUCGCUCCGGAAUCUUUAUGGGUAGCGAGGAGGAGAUGCAGAAGGUGAUUGAAGCGCACAAGUAAACAAGUCAGGCAGUGGGGUCACCUGGCGCCGUCUUCUGUUCUGUCAUGUCAUGACACGUCAUCUUGAUGUCCUACCUACCUUGGAUAUAUCCUCUUUGGCACAUAUAUAUGCAACUUGAACGGAGCAAAAACUUGAAAAGCGGUUGGUAACGAAAUGACCUAUUCGACAAUGUGAAAGUCAGAGACCCGACAGGACGAAUUUCGUACUACUACUAGUAUGAUGACUUUUCUUUUGCGUCUUGUUCGUAAAGCCGAUAUCGUACAGUACGCAGGGUGUAAACUAGAAUAGUGUUGGUGCAAAAGGACUCUCUAUCUUUUGCCGUUUCUGCUCCCCAUCUUUGCCCUCGCUGCAGUGGGGGCAUUCAAAUGUCAGCUUUGAAGUCGAGCAGUAAACUCCGCCAAGGCAUCCACAACCUUGAUUUCCAGUGUUGCUGCUGCUGCUCCUUGUCCUGUUGUGACGGUUCCAUGAUGAUGACCAUCGUCAUCGUCCAUGGCGUCAACGUUGUUGACGUUACUGCUCCUAAAUCGUCCAUA